CAUAAAAGGCUGGAAUGAAAUUUGAAAAGAAAAGAAAAGAGGUUGGCAAAAAGCGGAGAAAAGAAGAGAAAACAAAUCAAAAAUUUAUCGUAAACUCCCAUCAUAACCUAUAAAAGAGCUGCGAGGAUACACAUCGGCUCUCAAUUCGAAGAUCUUCGAUUUUUGCCAAAAAUGGAUCUAAGCCAGCCUGCAGGGGAAAACUAUGCCAACCCAAAGACAUGCUUCUUUCAUGUUCUUUUCAAGGCUGCGGCUUUGGCUUUCUACAUUCUUUCGACACUGUUCGUUGAUAGCUUUGUUAUCAUCUUUGUGGUCACUGUAGUUCUUGCCGCUCUUGAUUUUUGGGUCGCCAAGAAUAUUAGCGGCCGGAUCUUAGUUGGGCUUCGGUGGUGGAAUGAGAUAAAUGAGCAGGGUGAGAGUCUGUGGAAAUUUGAGUGCCUUGAUCAACAGACGAAUAGUACUGAACAAAAAUAA
This is a messenger RNA of Corylus avellana, 471 nucleotides long. The record is from RefSeq and is a predicted model, not a curated record. NCBI's taxonomy places the organism in Eukaryota, Viridiplantae, Streptophyta, Magnoliopsida, Fagales, Betulaceae.